Messenger RNA from Etheostoma spectabile (orangethroat darter), 4499 nucleotides. RefSeq names its product forkhead box protein J3. Gene Ontology annotation, cellular component: nucleus. The transcript has 13 exons. The record is from RefSeq and is a predicted model, not a curated record. Bases 588 to 2471 code for a protein of 627 amino acids. Gene Ontology annotation, biological process: regulation of transcription by RNA polymerase II. Gene Ontology annotation, molecular function: DNA-binding transcription factor activity, RNA polymerase II-specific; RNA polymerase II cis-regulatory region sequence-specific DNA binding. Lineage: Eukaryota; Metazoa; Chordata; Actinopteri; Perciformes; Percidae.
GUAGUUCCGGUGGUUUCUCAGCGGAGCGGAGCACAGAGACCCGGGAUCUGCAUGUCGUUGAGCGCAAAUGCGAAUUGCGGGUCGAGUCCGUCCGUCAUGACUUUCGAAUGACCACAGCAGCGGUCAGUUUGACGCCGGCAGAGCACCGUGCAUGCAGCCGGAGUGACAGCGCCAAGGCUUUUGUCUCCGAGGGGGAUUUUCAAGUGCAGAAUAGGCGUGUGGAGCUUCUGAACCAGAGUAACGUUACAAAAGAAAAUUGAGCCGGUUCGUAUUCACCUACGACGCAGCGGCCAUCGCACUGGCUAAAUGAAGAACUUGUGAACAUGCACGAGAGAAGGACUCUACCUUUCACUUUGGUUACUUCCCCAGAUGCUUUGGCCCAAAGAAAGAUGGAAAGGAAUGGGAAGAUGUGCUUUCUGCUCCAGCAAAAGGAGAUGAAAAGGCGUAGUAAACAAACCUCCUGCUCUUCCAGACUUGAGCCAAGGCUUCUGCACAGCACCCAUUCAGUGAACCAACAGGAGAUCCUCCAUACGCCACGUCGCUGAGCCUCUCACCCUUUCCUUUUGACCCCUCGGACUACAAGCACCAUGACCUCUGAGCUGGAGAGCAGCCUGACCUCAAUGGACUGGCUCCCCCAGCUCAACAUGAGGGCAGCCAUACAGAAGGCAGAUGCGGGACACCACCACGGCCACCACCAUGGCCACCACCACCACGGUCACCAUCAUGGGCACGGGCCUGGCAAGAAAAUUGCCCAUCUGGACGCCGGAACAACGCUGGACCAGGAGGAAGCUGCACAGCACAGAGACGGUAAACCGCCCUACAGCUACGCCAGCCUGAUCACCUUUGCAAUCAACGGCUCGCCACGCAAACGGAUGACCCUCAGUGAGAUCUACCAGUGGAUCUGUGACAACUUCCCCUACUACCGAGAGGCAGGCAGCGGCUGGAAGAAUUCUAUACGACACAACCUGUCCUUGAACAAGUGUUUUCUCAAAGUGCCUCGCUCCAAAGACGACCCUGGAAAAGGUUCGUACUGGGCCAUAGACACCAAUCCUAAAGAAGACACAGUACCCAGUAGACCAAAGAAGAGACCACGCUCUGGAGAAAGGGCAUCAACUCCUUACAGCCUGGAGUCAGAGUCUCUGAGAAUGGAUUGCAUUAUGUCAGGAGGGGCAUCCCCCACUCUGGCCAUCAAUGCUGUAACCAACAAGGUAGCACUGUACAACCCCGAGGCAGAAGGCAGUGAGAGUCCUGGGAGUCUGGGCAGCCUGAGCAACAGUCUUUCAGAGCAGAGUUUGACAUCCGUCAACCUUAACAACCUGAACACCGCUGUCAGCAGCGGCAGCAACGUACACAGCUACACACCAGGAAGUAGCCACUCAGAGCCUUCGUCCCAGUCCCUGAGCCUCCAGCAGCCCGCCCAGCCGCCGCCGCCUCCCCCGCCACAGCCCCAGUACGGUUUGCCUGUCCCGGAGUCGUGGGACAAGCAGCUCUGUUUCUCAAACUUUGAGGACCUAAGCGCUUCUUUCCGCAGUCUUUACAAAUGCGUAUUCGAGCAGUCCUUCUCACAGCAAGGUUUGAUGGGUAUGCCUGGCGAUUCCAGCCAGCAGGCCCGGACCGCCUGCUCCUACCAGCACUCUCCUGGUGCGGGAAAUGGCGGCAGCCACCACCAUCAACACAACCACGGCCAGGUGUCGCACCACCCUCAUCACCCUCAGCAGCACCUCUCCCCUCACUCAACCCACAGUCAGCACCAGGCGCGCGGUCAGCAUGGCCAGCACCAACAGCACCCGGCUCAUUCCCAGCAGCACCCUUCUCUCUCCCGCCAGAAUCACACUGGACAGACCUGCCCCACAACAGACUGGUACCCCAACCUGGACUGGCUGAAGGAGAGCUGCCGCAUUGCUACCAGCUACAACUGGGCUGAUGUAGACCUCUCCCCAUUUCAAGGUCUGAAGGAGAGCAUGCAGCAGGCUGAGCUCAACAACUGGUCGCUGGACGCCGCCCAGAUGGCCGACCUGUGCUCCUCUAUUAACCAGUUCUUUACCGCCACGGGGGUCAUCCCCCCGCAGGGUGCUGCCCACCCACAACCUCAGGUUCAACACCCGACGCCACCAGGAGCACCGCAGCAUCCGGCUCAGCCACAUGGAGCCAUGCACCCAAAGGCCAGCCUGCACAAUCAGCACGGGCAACACAACCAACAUAACCAACACAUCAGCACGGGGAACAUGUACAUAGACUCGAGACAGAGCAUUUCCUCUCUGAUGGGCCCACCAGGAUACCCUCACAUGCCUCCCAUGAGCAACACGGCUCCCACCAUGACAGGUGACUCCUCCAUCGCUCUCUUAACAGGUCAUCUCAGCCAGCUGAGCCAGCAGCAACAACACAGGCUGCCUCUGGGACACUUCCAGGUGAGACGCAUGCUCGCAGCAGACGACAUCCAGGACGACUUUGACUGGGACUCCAUUGUCUAAACUGAGCCGUUGGUGGAAUAGUGGGAUGAAGAGAGAGACUGGAGAUGAGAGAGAGAGAGAGAGAGAGAGACAGGUGAUGACAGAUGAGGUAUGGAACUAGCUGGAGCUCCUUUCACCUGUGUGGAAAAAACAGACAAUCCAACAGAAAACAAAUGGAAAGUCAUUUUGUCAUUUUGUCAUUUUGUCAUUUUUCUGAUCUUGCUGGCCUUUUUUCCCCCUGAUACAAAUAGAUAGUCUAAAGACAAUCAUAUUAAAUGAGACUUACAUUGGAUUGGACCAAGCCGAGAUGUAAACAUAUCGUCCAGAGCAAAAUGAUGUCUGAUGCUCUCUAAAUUGUCUAAUGUUGUGUCAACAGGGUUACAAGUUGCCAAAAUGUUUGUCAAAUUGUCUGUGAAAUUCUAGUGAUUUUUUUAGUUUUCUAUUGGUUUUCUUAAAUCUUUUGUGUUUCCUUCUACGACAUGUGUCCCUUGUGUGCAAAGUUCCAGCACCUUUGCCUGAAAUGAAUAGAAAACCGUGUCUUCUCCAAACUUCCUGCAGAGCAACAUCUUUUACACACAUUCAACAAACUACUCUCUUUGUUCACUCUAACUCUUGACAUCUGUGUGGCUGUGGCUUUUACUAAGUAACUACAGUUAGAAGGAGGAUUUAUGAAGAAGAAAGUAAUGGCAGGGUACCUGUUUAACUUGAAUCAGCAGUAGGUGCGUGAAGCACCACCUGCUGGUUAAAACAGGCACCAUCAUAGCUUCUUUUAAAAAAACAUUAAAAGAAUUGCACCACAAUCUGUUCAUUCUUUAUGUUUGGCCUGUCACAUUGGGCAACAAUCCUAAACCUCUAUUUUAUCAUUUUAAAUGUUGUUAUUGUGUGUGUGGAACAGUCCAUGGUGCCAUGUUCUCAGGGUGUUACAUUCAUAUCCCAUGCCAGACCAACACAAAGCUAUUUACAUCUCUGUACAUGUACGUGAGGUCACUGCGUGUUGUUCGGUGCUGUCAGUGUACACUUCCUGUUGGCGGACAGCGAGCCUCCUGGUGACUGUGGUCCAAAUUUUAAAUCUUCUUUGUCAGCUUAUAAGCUAAGCUAGAACACACUGUGGAAUAAGCUUUUUAGUAGCUCAAAGCAACAGCCACCAAUUAAGACGAAAAUGAGACGGCUAGACUUGGACUUUGUCAACAGUAAUACAUAAUUUUCUGAGAUAUAAUUCUGUUUUAUUUUCCAAUUUUGGGAAAGUGCAUAUCAAUUAUGACCAGGCAGAGAAGGGUCGGCCGUGAUUUUAAGAUGCCUCAUUUAGAAGACGACGAGCAGUUUUUGCACAACACCAAACUUGAUAGCAUCUAGUGAAUGAGAGAAAUAAAAGAAAACCGUGAACAUUUUAUUUCUUUGUUUCAAAAGACAUUUAAAAAAGAUCUAUCAUCAAAGGAGCAAAUAAUAAACAAAUGUUUUAAAUGCUCAACUUUUCUUACUGUGAUGUUUAAAUUUGUCUGUGUGUACAAGUGUGUAUAGUCCUCUCUGAAUUCCUUUAGCAUUCAGCUCAAAAAAUACACAUAAGAAACAAGUAAUUUGUUUGUAUUAAGUGGGUACAAAGUGAAAUAUGGGACCUUGAAGUGCUCUUUCGUUUGGAAGAUCUCAGUGAUUGUUCAAAUGGUCUAAACAAGGUCUCAUUGUUAAAAAAAAAUAGAAAGAAAGAAAAAUACUCUUUAUUAUUACGAUUAAAUGCUGUAUUACAGUGACCAGCAUAUAUACUGUAUAUUGUAUGUUUGUGUGUUGUUGUGUCCAUGUAAAUAAUGCAAUGUUACUCCUAUGUUUGCCCUUGAAAAACACAGACUGAAAAGAGAAAACAGCAAAUGGAGAGACAGUAUUUUGUUAUUUGUCCUUGAGGAGACACAGUAUGUACAUAUUCAGUUUAUUGUAAAUAGUUGAUGAAAAAAAUUGGCGUUGGCGUUUUUGUGUGUUUUAAAUAAUCUGUGUAUGGCAGUUCAACAGUUAAGAUCUAUUUCAGUGUUUAUUAAAAUGUCAUUGACCAUUUUUACUGCA